AGGCACAAGGUUUGAAGUUUCCAUCUCAACUAAACACAUGUUUUGUUUACAAAAGUUUAUAAAGUUCCAUGGAUAAAAUUGUUUUUAUUAAAUUAUUAUAUUUUUCUAAUUUAUUAUCAAUAAAAUGAAUGACAACAAAGAAUUAAAGAUUGUCCCUACUCGUGCUGCAAUGCUUUUAAAGAAUAAAGCAGUAUUUAAGGCAACUGUAUUUGAAGAACCUAAAUCACAGCCGAAAACAAAUGAGCAGAAGCCAGAAGCCAAUAAACGUGAGCACGAAAAAACUAUUUCUUCAAAUAAUUUGCCAAAGAAAAAAGACGACAUGGAAUUCGACAUUAAGAGAGCACGACAUGAAGUCAUCAACUUUGCUCUCAAUGGAGUGCAAGCCAAGAAUAAAAAGAAAAUGCAAAUAGUCCAGGCAAUUAAACUCGGUGCUAAACCCCCAAAAAAAGCUUGCAAAAACUACAAGGAACUAUUGGAUGAAAAGAAAAGAUUAAAACAAAUUAGAGAAGAACGACAAAAAUUCCACCAACUAGGUAAAAACCAAACUGGUGCUGCUUCGGUAAGAUGUAGCAUACGAAAGAAUGUGGCUGCAGCUAAACAAAAGAAUAACAAAAAGGCUCCAGUUAACCAUAUUUCCAAGAAUUAUGGUGUUGUGAAUCCUAAACUGGGAAGAAAAAAGUGAUGGUUUUUCAAUAAUAAAAAUAGUAACAAGUAAAAUGUAAACAGUAAA
This is a messenger RNA of Eupeodes corollae, 730 nucleotides long. RefSeq lists its product as uncharacterized. The record is from RefSeq and is a predicted model, not a curated record. Bases 125 to 682 code for a protein of 185 amino acids. NCBI's taxonomy places the organism in Eukaryota, Metazoa, Arthropoda, Insecta, Diptera, Syrphidae. The transcript has a single exon.